GCAUGCGCGACUACUCAGCGUAAUGCGCUUGCGUAAGAGCCUCACAGAGGUAUGCGCAUGCGCGCUGCCUUUGGCCUGCUGCUCUCGCGGGAUCUCCUGUGCAGGUUACGGAGGGAGCGGCCCGGCUGUGUAACGGAGAGGGAUGCAGGGCAGCGACCGAUACUCCUACUCCCUGCACUCACAGGAGGUCUAUGGUGCUGUAUUCAUGUAACCGGUGUGAUAUCAUCCCUAAUAUGACGUCACUGGUGUGAUAUCCCUGUAUGUCGUCACUAGUGUGAUUCCGACCCCUCUAUGAUGUCAGUGGUGUGAUACCAUUCCCUGUAUGUCAUCACUAUUGUGAUACAUCACCGGUUGACGAUACUGGUGUGAUAUCAUUCCCUGUAUGACGUCACUGGUGUGGUAUCAUCCCCUCUAUGAUGUCACUGAUGUGAAAGCUCCUUUGUAUGACGUCACUGGUGUGAUACCAGCCCCUGUAGGACGUCACUGGUGUGAUAACAUCCCCUAUAUGUCACUGGUGUGAUAAUAUCCCCUGUAUGACAUCACUGGUGUGAUAAUAUCCCCUGUAUGAUGUCACUGGUGUGAUAAUAUCCCCUGUAUGAUGUCACUGGUGUGAUAAUAUCCCCUGUAUGACAUCACUGGUGUGAUAUCUCCUGUAUGACAUCAUUGGUGUGAUAACAUCCCCUGUGUGACGUCACUGGUGUGAUAUCAUCCUCGUUACGUGACGACAGCCACAGACCUGUUGGGUAAGAUGACGGAUUCCGGCCGGCUGGAUAAUAAGAACACCCUGAAGAAGACGAAGUUCGACCUGCGCAUUGUCCAGUCGUACCUGUGCCGGGUGCAGGAACAACGCCCGCUGCUUUCCAUCCCCGUGGGUGAGCUGGACACCCACCUGGCCAACUUCAUCCACACGCACCGCAAGCAAGAUGGCUCAGAGUAUGAGCCAGGGACCCUGCGCGGAAUCCUGGGCAGCCUGGACCGCCACUUCGAGAAAUGUGGCUACCCCCACGCCAUCUACCGCUCCCGGGAGACCAAGUUCCUGAAAACGGUCAACGCUAUGAAGGAGAAGCAGUGCUACCUCAAGACCAUCGGCAAGGGGAACCACCCCAACCAUGCUGAGCCGCUGACCGAGAGGGAGAUCGAGCUCCUGUACUCCAGUGGUGCCAUAGGCCUCCACAACCCCACCGCCCUCCUCCACAUGCUUUUCUUUAACAUCGGCCUUCAUUUCAGCCUCCGCACCAUGGAGCAGCACAGCCUGAAGUGGGGCGACAUCGUCCUGAAAGCCGAUCCUCAGGGGAGAAAAUACUUGGAGCACACCAAGAAACUGUCGCCGGGCCGGAACUCGGGCAGACUGCACCCAGCGCACACCAUGACCAUGCAGAUCUACGAGAGCCCAGAGCAGCCCGAGAGAGACGUGGUCAAAGCCUAUGAGAAGUACACCGCCGAGAGGCCUGAGAAGAUGAAGUGCAAGGACGCCCCCUUCUACCUCACCCCGCAGCCGGACUGCAGGCCAGGCUACGCCCGCUGGUUCAAGAACCUUCCCAUGGGCGAGACCAGGAUACGAAGCAUCAUGAAAAACCUGAAGAUGGCAGCUGGGUUGUCUCCGCAGCGAAGGGUCACCAACCACUGUGCUUUGAAAAGUCCCAACAUGAAGGGAAGUGUCAAGACCGUACCCCCGACUCCACUAAUGAAAUCACCAAGAGGGAGCCGGCCUAUGAAUGGCUGCCGGAGUAAUGGCCGCGCUGUUAAGAUGGAGGAUGUGGCCUCCUACUGCGCCAAUGACGUCUCAGACGCUGCCGCUCCGAGCAGGGGUCCACGUAACGGCAAUGUCAGUGUGAAAGAGCGCGGUGACGUCCUUUCGUCUCCACCCGUCAGAAGCCCCAAAAACAAGAUCAUUAAGGAGGAGUGGGAGCCGAGAGAAGCCUCUGAACUGAGAGUGAUCGCAGAGGAGAAAAGCUUUUUCCCCGGACAGGGAUCAGUCAUGUUCCAGGAUGUGGCGGCCUCCUUCUCUCCAGAAGAGUGGGGGGUGUUAGAGGACUGGCAGAAGGAGCUGUACAAGAAUGUGAUGCGUGAAAUCCACUCGGCGCUGCAGGCGAUGGGAUAUAAGAUUGUGAACGCUGAUGUGCUUCUGAAGGUUAAGGAUGACGAGUGUAAAAAGAACUGUCCGGCUGAUGACUGUCCGGACUCUACAAGAGGCGGCGGUCAGAGCGUCAGUCCCGACAUCUUGCUGAGGAUCAAACAUGACGAGCUGCCGGACUGGAGGGACCUGGAGGUGCCGGAGAAGGAGGAGGAGGAGAUGGACACUUCUAGCUCUAGUCUCCCGGUCUUCGAUCCUGAUCUCUCCCUGUGGAUCUUCAGGGAAGAACCAGACGUCGGCUCCCCAGAUGAUGCAAAGGACCAGACUCCCGUUGACCUAGGUGAAGGGGCUUCCUUGCCACAGCACGUCCCCUCUUCAUACAAAGAGCCGCUACCGGAGAUCUCCACGCUCUACAAUCCCGGCUACACGGAGGGCCCCCGUCCCGGCAAGCGGAAGAGACGCCCGCCUCAGAGGCGGAGCAACGAGCAGAGGACGGAUUCAGACUGUGACAACGAUGAGCCCACGCAUCGCCUUCCUUGCCGGAACCUCGCUGCCGUGGAGCGGGCGGACUGGAUGUUGGAGGACAAGUUGUACCAGUGUGACCUGUGCGAGAGAACCUACAGCGACCGCUCCGGCGAGACGUUUCUGGCCUGCCCUCACUGUGGGGGCACCCUGAACUCGCACCCCCUUUUCCACCGGCAGAUAGUUGCCGACGCAGGUGCCGGCUUUCCUCAGACUCUCCGCUUCAGCGACAUCAACGUGGAUGCUGGUUUCUCCCACCCAAUGCAGGGGCCGGUGGGGUGAGCUCCUGGGCUCACCUGUGACAUGCACUGGAUCUUAAUUUAUUAACGCCUCCUGUAGAGACGGGCAGAGAGGAGCCUACUACCCCGACUGGCACCGUAGCACCACCCGCAGCUUUGUGUUCGCUCGCAGAGUGGUCACUGGAGCCUCGUCACCCUAGAGACAUGAAAGCGGUGCCGUCUCUUGGUUCCGGGAUGGAGUCGCUGUGAUAUUUCAGUAGUUGAUAGGUUUUUCUCCUGUUGUCACCCCGCGGACUGCAGCAUCCAUGUUAGGAAGUUGUGGCUUUUAUUGGGCGGCAGAGGGGGUUUUAGUUAAUGUAUUGUUUGCAGAGUGAGCGUUUUCUGGGGACACAAAUGUGCCUUAGUCUAAGAUACCAGUCUUCCCACAAUCCACAGGACACAUUCAGUGUAGUGGUGACCCCGUGCACAUGUGGGAGAUGCACGGAACCCGGUGCUGAGGACAUAGGGGGCAGAUUGAGGUCCCCGGAGUUUGUAGCAGCAUUCUGUAACGUUUCUGUCUCUCACCGCAGUACUCGGCCCUUUCUGACCUGGCGUGACACAGUAUUAGGCGACUGCUUUGGCAGAGGAUGCCUUUUCUUCCAAGCUGUUGCACUGUAUAAUAUUUAUUUUACUUGUUUUUAACGUUGUGUUAAAGUGUACCUAAACGUAGAGUGAGCAGCCAUUUUACGAAGGCGGUCAUUUUCUAGUGACUGGAUAGGCUUCCACCAGUGACGGCGUGUCGUCAGUAAGGGGAAUAUGACGCAGUACAAUGGACGGACAAACGUUUUGUUGCUGUGUUUUCAUGGGUAUGACACAAUAAAGGUCAUUACAGUUAA
Messenger RNA from Pseudophryne corroboree (corroboree frog), 3710 nucleotides. RefSeq lists its product as uncharacterized. The transcript is spliced from 7 exons. The coding region runs from base 749 to 2878 and encodes 709 amino acids. The record is from RefSeq and is a predicted model, not a curated record. Gene Ontology annotation, biological process: regulation of DNA-templated transcription. Lineage: Eukaryota; Metazoa; Chordata; Amphibia; Anura; Myobatrachidae.